AUGCCCGGCGGGGCCGAGCUGGCGGCCGCGAUGCGCGGCGUGGAGGCCCCCGUCUGCCUCUCGAGCCUCACGCCGAUGGAGGUGUUCCCGAGGAGCCACUCAUCGCCGCCACCUCGGACGAGGAACUGCCGCAACAAGAUCGUGGCGUCGCGGGCGCACCCCGCUGGCACGCCCGACUGGGACGCGAGGUCCGUGGCCAGCCGAGAGGAGGGCCGGGAGCUGCGCCUGAUGCUGCGGCAGGACGUGCGCGACUCCCUGCAGCAGGCGAUCGACCCCCUCGAGAGGGAGCUGAAGCUGCUGCGCCAGGACGUGCAGCAGUGGCACGCUCGGGCGCUCGCGGCCCAGGAACGCGCCGCCGCGGGGCACGGCGGGGGAGGCGCCCAGGACACGCCCUGCGCCUGCGCUGCGGAUCCGGACUCCCACAUGCUCGCCGCCACGGCGCAUCCUCAAAAGUCGCUGAAGUCGCGCGGCUCGCUGGUCGAGUCCGAGCAGGAAAAGGCGUCGGGGCUGUCAUCGCAGGGCGCCGCAGCGAUCACCCAGGAGGCGCCCGACGCCGAGAGAGACAUCGGCGAGAGCAGCUUCGCCGAGAGCAGCCUCGUCGCCGAGAGCAGCCUUGUCAAGUGGGAGUACGAGAGGUACGACUUGGAUAACGGGGGUCCCCGCUGGGUGCGGUACUCUCCUGGUCAGGCGAUGCGGAUCGAGAAAGCGUGGCAGGGGGGCGCCUCGCGCGUGAGGCUGCGCAGCUCAGGGGAUACCAAGUCGCCAGUGGAGAUUUUCCUUGUCGACAUGCUGCAGCUCGACCCAGUGUCUGGGCGCACGAGGAAAGUGCGCCGCGAGGGCCAGGUGUCGUGGUGGGCUGGGCUGAGGCGAACCAUUCAUGCAAUCCGCAAACAGAUGCAGACAGGAGAGCCGCGCUUUGAGACGAUGGAGAACUACAAGCUGCGCCAAGAGGCGGUUGUGGGCGCCAGUGUGCAAACGAUGAGGCACCGGAUCAAGCGCAUGGACACAGUGGCCUUCAUGCAGAGAGCCAAGUCCAUCCAGGACAACCCUUUCGCAUAUUACACCCUCAAGAUGGUGUCGAGUGAGCCGUUUGCCGUGAUAUCGAUGAUCAUCACCCUAUGGCAGGCUGUUUGGAUCGCCAUCGACGUGGACAAAAACGAGGGCGUGCAGCUGUUCGAUAAGCCUUUCUGGGACAUCUUCGUGGAGUAUCUCUUCUUCACCUAUCCGGAGCCUGAUCUUGCGAUGGAUCGUUUCAGCCUCUCUGACGGACUGCUUAAAUAG
Molecule: messenger RNA, 1281 nt
Organism: Prorocentrum cordatum
Lineage: Eukaryota; Dinophyceae; Prorocentrales; Prorocentraceae
Source: the annotation of a GenBank genome assembly